UCCCUCCUGCCUGAAGCUCCGCUCCUUUGGACCAAACCUUUCCCAUUUGACUCACUCCGUCGCAACUGUUGGACUUACUUGUCAUUCGGUUCACCGAGCGGCCUAACCAGCAGCCCCCUCAACAACAACAACAAAAAAAAAAACAUGAGUUGCAAAACUCGUCAAUCAACUUUUUCUUUUGGAUUGGAUAGUUUUUUUGUCCACGAGUGAAGUUCUUUUGGGAAGUAAUGGAUUUCCCUACUAGCCGGAGUCCCACGGAACAGCUGAUCAACUUUACGCACGAACUGAAGCGGGAAGCCUUCAGCCACCGCGGCUCAUCGUGAUGGAUGAAACAUCUACUACAACAGGGAACACACAUAACCGGAAGGCUCUCUAAGAAGGCAGCUGGAGACUUAAGAAGCGAUCUGUAAGAAUGAGGAUCAAAUACACAAUACCCAUCGUCUUUUUUGUGGCACUCGUUAUCAUUGAGAAGGAGAACAGCAUUGUCUCAAGGGUGUCAGACAAGCUCGCCUUAAAGCAGACCUCCCAGACUCCUCUGCAGCCCAGUGGCUCCUACCGCACGCUGCCGAAGCACAAUGGCUCCUUUGCCCCACUCGGCAAGAUGGACUCGGCCUUUAUGCUGAUGAAGCGGCGCCUGGUGGACUACAGCCAGCACCAGGAGGUGGUGACGGAGGGCAGGAGGCACAUCCUCCUGCUGGCCACCACCAGGACCGGCUCCUCGUUAGUGGGCGAGUUUUUCAACCAGCAGCGCGACAACAUGUUCUACCUGUUUGAGCCGCUUUGGCACGUGGAGAAGAUGUUGACGCUGGAGACCGGCGGCACCAACGCCACGGCGGCGGUCAAGGCGUACCGCGAUGUGCUCCGGCGGCUCUUCUUGUGUGACUUCUCCCUGCUGGAGCGCUUCAUCGACCCCCUCCCCGCGGACCACACCACCGCCGCUCUUUUCCGCAGGUCGUCCAGCAGCUCGCUAUGCGAGGCCUCGGUCUGCAGCCCCGCCAUCAAGGGGGUCUUUGAGCGUUAUCACUGCAGGAACAGACGCUGCGGCCCCUUGAACUUGACCAUGGCGUCUGGGUCCUGCCUCCAAAAGGAGCACAGGGUGAUCAAGUCGGUCAGAGUGCGCCAGCUGGAGAACCUGCGUCCUCUGGCCGAGGACCCGCACCUCGACGUGAGGUUCAUUCAGCUGGUUCGGGACCCUCGGGCUGUGCUCGCCUCGCGCAUGGUGGCCUUUGCGGCCAAAUACAAGAACUGGAAGCAGUGGGCUGUGGAUGGGGAUGUUCCGAUUGACAACGAUGAAGUGAAAAAGCUGAAGGGGAACUGCGACAACAUCAGGAUGUCGGCCGAGAUCGGCCUGAGACAGCCAACGUGGCUGCGCAGGCGUUACAUGCUGGUGAGGUACGAGGACAUCGCUCGAUUCCCCCUGAGGAAGGCGGCGGAGAUGUACAGGUUCGCUGGGAUCCCGCUCACUCCACAGGUGAGAUCCUGGAUCCUGAAGAACACCCAGGCCUCCAAGGGGACCAGCGGCGUUUACUCCACACAGAAAAACUCCUCAGAACAAGUGGAGAAAUGGAGGUUCAGUUUACCUUUUAAAAUAGCCCAGGUUGUGCAGAAAGUUUGUGGACCAACGCUGAAGCUUUUCGGGUAUAAAAUUGUCAGCAGUGAAGAAAUGCUAAGAGAUAAGUCCUUUAGUUUGAUUGAGGACAAAGUUUUCAAGUUUUUAUAAACUUUCACGAAGAUGAACUCUGAACCCAGAUGCAGGAAACUGAAAAAAUUACAUAUUUAUUAUGGUAAUUUAUCCUAGUACAGAGAGCCACAUAUUUUCAGAAUGUGUACUAUUUAAAAUCUAGAAAAUGUAUUGUUAAGCAGAAAGUGCAUAUAAAGCUUUUUAACAUUGAAGCAAGAGUGUAUAUAGAGACUUUACACAUGGGAAAAUAGGAAGCUAUCUUUAUUUUUGCACUCCAGACUAUUUUCUCUGUCCAAACUGUAUCGUUGGCUUGUUCUGCAGGCCUUUGCCAAUAGAAACAAUUCCCACGGGAGAUGUGUUUGUGAACAAUAGCAAACUGUUUUUUUUUACACUUCAUGGAACCUCUGAUUUAAAAUAAACGUUGCUUAUUUUUUUAGCUGCAGCUUUUACAUAAAGAAAAAAGAAGAAUAGCUGCUUUGUAUCGCAAUGCACGUGAGAAUGUUCUAUCCACUUAUUGAUGAGACUAAGUAAUGUCCCGUGUUGAUUUAUUUAUUUAUUUUCUGCUGAGAGUCAUAAGGACUCUGAAUGUGCACAGGCUAUUUUGCCAUCUGUAGGGGCUUUUCUUGCACACAUAUACCGCAGUGUGCUGCACAUGCAUGUUUGUAAUUGGCUUUCCUUGUGAUUGGACAUUCUGUAAAAACAGAUGUUUACACUGCCACUGUUCUGCUAACAUUCCAACUGCAGCUGGUUUGCAGGAUUGUGUAAGGUUUGUCGGCAGGUCUAUCUGUUGACAUAAGUCUCUUGGCUGGUAAUUAAAAGAGGCCCGAUAGUCUCGACUGACAGACUCUUGGCUAAUGUUCCAAUCUCUGCCUUUGGCAACUUGUUUGUAACAAUAAACUCUUUUACUGUAAAACACG
Molecule: messenger RNA, 2598 nt
Organism: Gasterosteus aculeatus aculeatus (three-spined stickleback)
Lineage: Eukaryota; Metazoa; Chordata; Actinopteri; Perciformes; Gasterosteidae
Gene: chst3b
Product: carbohydrate (chondroitin 6) sulfotransferase 3b
Biological process (GO): carbohydrate metabolic process; N-acetylglucosamine metabolic process
Cellular component (GO): Golgi membrane
Molecular function (GO): chondroitin 6-sulfotransferase activity; N-acetylglucosamine 6-O-sulfotransferase activity
Source: RefSeq, a predicted model, not a curated record